CACUUCACAGCCCAUACAAAUCGGUGUUGAGCUGUGUGAACAGUACUUUAAAGAACUUGUUCCUAACCUAACGGCCCAUCCAGUAGCAAUGUGUACACCGACAAUACGCUGUUAAAGUGUGCGGACAGACUUGGGUUAGCGCGCUUUCCGCCGUGAGUUGUGAAACGAUUUUUUGAUGGAAAACUCGCUUUCUUAAUCCACGUGAGUUAUCUGGACGGUGUCGUGUUGUGUUGACGUUUGACGCUGACUGUUUUUCGAGGACCGAAGACCUCCCUUCAUAUUGGAAAGUGCCGAGAUCGCCAGACGUCCCGUACAGGAGCUUCGGGAGGCAUUCGAAAGAGUAGUGAAAAUUCCCCGUUGUAAAAACCUAACCACCUGUUCGACGAACAUAGGGCUACGGUUGUAAACGCAGAAUAGUGCGAAGCCAGUUUACUAAGUGUUGUGUGAUGCGCGACAAGUGACUAAAAAAUGUCCUUAGACGAUAAGAUACAGGGAACGAACGGGACGGAAACGAAAAAUCUGGAAGCGUCAGAGCUCGACCCCUGCAUGGAGGAUACCAAGGACGGCCGGAAAUCGGACUUUUUUCAUCGGUACAGAGACAGGGCAUGCGAGAAAUCCGGCCUGUCCCACAAGGGGCUCUAUAUCGUGGGUGGGAUUGUGAUCUUGGCGGCUUUGCUUUUUAUAGUGGUGAUCGCCCUAGCGGCCGCGUGGCCCAGGAUACCCCACAGGUACCAGUUUCCGGUGUGCCGAGACGCCGAGUGCCUGGAGGCUGCAGCUCAGAUUCAGGAAGGCUUAAAUAGUUCGGUCUCGCCUUGCGACGAUCUGUGGCAGGCAACCUGUGGAGGAUGGUUGAAAAAAUAUCCUCUUCCGAAAGAUAGGGGCAUAUGGAACCAAAAGCAGCAACUCGUGAGGCGAGAAUCCGAAAGAGUGCGGGACCUCAUAGCCACAUUGGAGUUGCCCGUGCACUCCGGUACGGUGGAAUGGAAGCUGAAGCAUCUGUACGAGGCCUGCUUGGACGUGGAUAACGUGAACACCGACGACGCCAGACCGCUCCUUGACAUCAUAUCGGAACUCGGUGGAUGGUACGUCCUGAGAGACUGGAGCGAAACGGAUUUUGACCGGAACAAAAUUUUUACACAGUUGCACGUCAGAUAUGGAGUGUCUCCGUUUUUCAAAAUUUCCGUCGAGCCUAACCCCAAUAUGCCCGGUCACAACAGCAUCGUGUUGUCUCCCUCUGGACUGGGCCUGCCGGACAAAGAGUACUACUUCAGAGACGAAGAUGAUCGAGUACAGAUGGCUUACAAAGAAUAUAUCAGGGACGUGAUAAUCCAUUUAAGUAGUACCGCUCGGAACGAAGCCACCAAGUUUGGUACAGACAUGUUUUCUUACGAAAAAAGAAUAGCGGAAGUUACGCCUAAUACGAUCGACCUUCAAAAUCCCGUAGCGAUGUAUAACUCUGUCUCUAUAUCAGAACUUAAAGAAACAACGCUGAUACCGUUUUAUGACCUACUGCAAGCCAUGUAUCCAGAGUCAAAUAUUACGGAGAAUACAGAAGUCAUAGUUACCUCAUUAGAGUAUUUGGGGCAUAUCGCACAAAUUAUUUCAACGACCGACAGAAAAACCAUGAACGGUUAUUUAAUAUGGACACUAGUUCGACGGUAUAUUCCGUAUCUAUCUAAUAAGUACACCUCGGCGAUGGAUACUUUUAAUUCAGAACUUUUUGGUAUAGAAAAACCUUUACCGAGAUGGGAGAUCUGCGCCGGCAUUGUAAGAAAAUUCAUGGGCCUCGCCACGAACAACUUUUUAGAAAAAGACAAUCCAAUUCCUGGCGAAGCAAUCUCCGUUGUCAAUAACACGUUUAAUUCCAUUGCCACUGUGGUGAGAAACAGACUUGGUAAAUUCGAAAAUAACGCCUUGUUAUACCGACAUCUAAAAUUAAAGCUAGCCACCCUCAGGUUACAAGUGGGAGUGCCGGAAAACGCAAAGAAAGAACCUUUCCUGAAAAGCUACUUCUCGAGUUUGAGGAUAAUCAAGACGAACCUAUUUGAGAGUGUAAAGAACGCGAUAAGUUUUAAUAGAAAACUGGAAGAAAAGAAACUGACGAAUCUGGUUCAUGAGGAACCGAUGAUGUCUUACGCCUUAGAAAAUGUUCCUAAAGUGACAUACUCCCCGUCGGACCACACCGUUGUAAUACCCCGGAAUUUGCUGACUGAUCCCGUUUUUCAUUAUAACUAUCCCAGCUCUAUACUCUAUGGAAGGUUAGGGGUCGAAAUAGCAGAAGCAGUAAUAUCAUCGAUUCUGCCCUACGACAGUCUAUGGACAUCUGAUAGGAAGAUCCUAUCGCCGUACCAUAAGACAGUCGACGAUUCCAUCAACAGCGUACACUCCGCCUUAAAAUGCUUGAGCGAUUACGCGUCAAACCUAAACUUGGUUCUUCCAUAUGGUAAAGCGAACGAAACCUCUCUACGAAACUUGAAACAUUUAUCGGCAGUGAGUGUGACCAACGAGGCGCUGAAAUUGUCUUUAGAAAACACGGACCAUCUUCACCAACCCUCUCUGGAGAUGUACGAGGAUUCGGCACUGUUUUUCCUGGCCUAUUCUCAGACUAAGUGUUCUGAAUCUACCGUUCAGCAUCAACUUUAUGAAAAUAUAAUACACUUUCAGUUGCCCCAGAAAGUUUCGUUGCUUUCGACGUGGGCCCAAGUGCCGGAAUUUUCAGAGUCCCUCGAGUGCAAUCGCAACAGGAAAUUGCAGUGCAGUGAUAUAUUUUAACUUAGAACCUAGGAUGUUAGGAAGAAGAGAAAUAUUUUUGUGAUGUAAAUAGAACUCUAAAUAAUUUUUAUUUUUCGAUUUACUGAUAACUUAUUUAUUUUGUACA
This is a messenger RNA of Anoplophora glabripennis (Asian longhorned beetle), 2878 nucleotides long. It is a transcript of the gene goe, whose product is annotated as protein gone early. The transcript is spliced from 13 exons. Gene Ontology annotation, cellular component: plasma membrane. The record is from RefSeq and is a predicted model, not a curated record. Lineage: Eukaryota; Metazoa; Arthropoda; Insecta; Coleoptera; Cerambycidae. Gene Ontology annotation, biological process: protein processing. Gene Ontology annotation, molecular function: metalloendopeptidase activity. Bases 469 to 2772 code for a protein of 767 amino acids.